Molecule: messenger RNA, 2701 nt
Organism: Pteronotus mesoamericanus
Lineage: Eukaryota; Metazoa; Chordata; Mammalia; Chiroptera; Mormoopidae
Gene: TMC6
Product: transmembrane channel like 6
Exons: 21
Coding region: 212-2701 (829 amino acids)
Cellular component (GO): plasma membrane
Molecular function (GO): mechanosensitive monoatomic ion channel activity
Source: RefSeq, a predicted model, not a curated record
CUUGGCCCCUGGUCACUUCCUCCCCCUGAUCCUGAGGUCCCUCCGCCAGGUGGUGGAGCCCCAACUACAGUGCCCAGCAGCCCUUUCUGGGACGAGGCCCCUCCUCCCUGAUGCCUCCCAGCCCCUGUCUCAUCAGAUGGGCAGCGGGAGGCUCCGGAGGCUGCGCACGACCAGGCCCUGAACCGCUCUAGGCGAGGCGUGGGCAGCGGACAUGGCCUUUGUCCUCAGUGUCCCUGAGACCCCAGAGGACCAGGGCAGCUGGGGGCCCAGCGCCUACGAUGAGAACGAAGUGCACGACUCCUUCCACCAGCUCAUCCGGGAGCAGAGCCAGAGGGCGGCCGAGGAGGGGCUGGAGCUGCAGUCCCUGGGCUGGGGGGCCGGGGCUCCGGGGGCCUCAGGCAGUGACCACCAGGCCCUCCUGGGCCCCGAGGGCACCACCGUCCACAGCGCGGCCACGCUCCGCAUCUUGGCCAGCAUGCCCAGUCGCACCAUCGGCCGCAGCCGCGGCGCCAUCAUCUCGCAGUACUACAACCGCACGGUGCAGCUGCGCCGCAGGGCCAGCCGGCCGCUGCUCAGCGACCUGGGACGCUCGGCCUGGCCCAGCCUCCGCCUGUACGACCUGGAGCUGGACGCCACGGCCCUUGAGGAGGAAGAGAAGCGGGCCCUCCUGGUGAAGGAGCUGCUGGGGCUGACGGCGGCCCAGCGGCACCAGGUGCUCCUGGGAAUGCCGCUCAGCCUGGCGGAGAAGCGCCGCCUGCGGGAGGAGACGCGGACGCCAAGGGGGAAGUGGCGGGGCCGUGCCGGGCUCCCCCACGGCUGCAGCCGGCUGCGAGAUGCCUGUGUCCUGGCCUUGCACCACCUGGGGCUCGGGCUGCUGGCCGGGCUCCACGCCCUGGUGCCCUGGCACUAUGCCCUGAAGCGCAUCGGGGGCCAGUUCGGCUCCAGCGUGCUGUCCUACUUCCUGUUCCUCAAGACCCUGCUGGCCUUCAACGUGCUGCUGCUGCUGCCCCUGCUGGCCUUCGUGGUGGGCGUGCAGGCCGCCUUCCCGCCGGCGCCCCUGGGCACCGCGCCCGCCUUCACCGGCCUGGAGCUCCUCACUGGCGGGGGCCGCUUCACCGACACCGUCAUGUACUACGGCCACUACAGCAAUGCCACCCUGAACCAGCCGUGCGCCGGCCCCCCAGACGGCAGCCAGUGUGCCCCUGAGGCGGCCAGCCUGCCGUACAGCAUGCCCCUGGCCUACCUCUUCACCCUGGGCACGGCCUUCUUCAUCACCUGCAUCAUCCUGGUGUACAGCAUGUCCCAGUCUUUUGGGGAGAGCUACCGGGUAGGCAGUGCCUCGGGGGCCCAUGCCAUCACUGUGUUCUGCUCCUGGGACCACAAGGUGACCCAGAAAAGGGCCUCCCGCCUCCAGCAUGACAACAUCCGGACGCGGCUGAAGGAGCUGCUGGCCGCGUGGCAGCUGCAGCGCGGCCCGCGGAGCGCAUGUGGGCAGCUGCGUCGGCUGGCGGUGCUGGGCCUUGUGUGGCUGCUGAGCCUGGGGACCACGCUGGGGUGCACUGUGGCCGUCUACGCCUUCUCCGAGCGCACGAUCCAGAGCCCCGCGCCUGCGGAGCAGGAGGGGGCGCUGCUGGCCCUGCCCCUCGUGGUCGGCCUCCUGAACCUGGCAGCGCCCUACCUGUACCGCGGGCUGGCGGCCCUGGAGCGGCACGACUCCCCGGUGAUGGAGGUGUAUGUCGCCAUCUGCAGGAACCUCAUCCUCAAGAUGGUCAUCUUGGGGAUUCUUUGCUACCACUGGCUGGGCCGCAGGGUGGGCGCCCUCAAGGACCAGUGCUGGGAGAACUUCGUGGGCCAGGAGCUGUACCGCCUCAUGGUGACCGACUUCAUCUUCACGCUGCUGGACACGCUCUGCGGGGAGCUGGUGUGGAGGCUCAUCUCUGAGAAGAAGCUGAAGAGAGGGAAGCCUGAGUUCGACAUUGCCCGGAACGUGCUGGAGCUGAUUUAUGGACAGACCCUGACCUGGCUGGGAGUCCUCUUCUCACCCCUCCUGCCCGCCAUGCAGAUCCUCAAGCUGCUGCUGCUCUUCUAUGUCAAGAAGACGAGCCUCACGGCCAACUGCCAGGCGCCCCGCAGACCCUGGCUGGCAUCGCACAUGAGCACCGUCUUCAUCUCGCUGCUGUGCUUCCCCUCCUUCCUGGGCGCCGCCGUCUUCCUCUGCUAUGCCGUCUGGCAGGUGAAGCCCUCGAGCCUCUGCGGGCCCUUCCGGACCCUGAACACCAUGUACGAGGCUGGCAAGGUGUGGGUGCACCGCCUGGAGAAGGCGGGCCCCAGGGUCUCCUGGCUGCCCUGGAUCCACCAGCACCUGGUGGAGAACACCUUCCCUGUCUACCUGGUGUCGGCGCUGCUGCUGGCCUUGAUCUACCUCAACAUCCAGGUGGUGAAGGGCCAGCGGAAGGUCAUCGGCCUCCUGAAGGAGCAGAUCAGCAACGAGGGGGAGGACAAAAUCUUCCUGAUCAACAAGCUUCACUCCAUCUGCGAGAGGAAAGAGAGGUGCAGGGCUGGUGGGGCCCCGGAGGUGGUGACGCCCCCGGCCCUGGAUGCGGACGACUGGGACCCCUGGCAGGACAGCGACGAGCCCGACUCACCUGCUCACCUGCUCGGCUCAGCUCCCACGGCUCUGCGGAUGCGGUGCCCAACCUGA